AUGUUGAUGCAACAAUUGGUUUUUCUUAUAAGCUGUUUGUGCACUGUAGUAGUCGCGAAUGCGACGAAUGAGUUGAAUGUUCAUGUGUUUAUUAACCGGUACAAUGCCUACGGAAGAGCAAAUAUAAUCACGACCCUGGACACCUUGCCAGAGGCGUGGUUCACGACUAGGGUCACCAUGAAAGUGAGGAUUUUGGUUGACUACUUCCAGACAAACGUGAGCGAGCACCAGGGGGCUUUGGCCUGGUAUCGCACAGCAAACCUGCGGGAGACACUCGACUUCUAUGAUGUGAAGAUAGAAAAGGAUCUGCCCUACGUGAAGGGUCACUUUCAUGUGUCGAGAGCCAACUUCUUUUCAAGCGGGCACUUCCUUAUCACGGCGAUCAUUACAACCGAGGGCCUGUACGACAAUGCGGUGACAGCAACGACCUAUACGAUUGUCAAGCUAAUGCAGGGCAAUGCCUGCGAGCCCAAAUUCGACAUUCCAAGCUGCUUCGACUCAAAUCGGCCCCAAUAUUACGAGACAUCCAAGGAAAUUGUCCUCCGAGCCAACUUCUCCCGGUUCUGCCCAAUGGAUACCUUCAUCCAAUAUCACUGGACCCUCCACGACAGUACCGAUGCGAGAGAUCGCAUUAUUAUUCCACCGUACAGCCAACCGAAUAACCAGACACUCCACGUAGUACUGCUGAUACGUUCCGCCUUCGAUCCCAUCCGCACCGCCAGGUCGAGGCAGAAACUGGACUUUGCCCUCUCCCCUCAUCUGAUAAACCUGGAGGUUGCCUGCGUUCGGAACUGCGAGGAGAACAAGUACUAUCCGGGAAAACCCAUCCACCUGAUGGGCAAGUGCGAGGGCGUUGGCAACAAGAACAUUACCAAAUGGGAGUGGCUAGUGGGUAAUCUGCCAGUAGAGGGACAUGCAAACCGACUUAUUUAUACGGAAAAGGACAUGAAGAAACAGAACGUUAGCAUACAUCUCAAUGUGGAAGCAGCCCAUCUAUACAACCCGAGCUACAACUAUUAUGGAGAGGACUGGAUAUUUUUGGAGAAAAACAUGGGCCCCACCGACACCAAGUGCACGAUAGUCCCGAGAGAUGGCUAUGCAUUCGAGACACUAUUCAUGAUCCAGUGCCAGAGAAGUCGAGCUCGCUUCAUGCCCCUUCGGUAUUGUGUAGAAGUCGGCAACGUUCUCAUUAUCGACUGGCAGUCGAAUCGGGAGAUGGUCGUUCGACUCCUUCCAACGAAUAAGGUUUACGUAAAGAUAUGCGAUAAGCUUGAUGUUUGUGAAAAUGUUGAGCUUAAAGUCCGGGUCCGGACAAUACCCAUUCCAGAAAAGGAGCCCGAGGUCAUAGCUGACCAUCUGGCUCGAGUGCGUCACUGGCUGGAGUAUGCAGACUGGCAGAAGGCCUAUCCUCUGUUGAGUCUAAUAUCCAAAGCGAUCAAAACCAAGGAAAUGCUGGUUAUUUUCACGGAUACACUCGCCGCACAUGUGCCGCAGUCAACCGUAGAACUCACGCAGCUGGUGCGACUCACAAAGAACGUGGUGGUCACCAUUCAGCCACUCGAUGACAUGAAGGCUCUUAUAUUGGCCAGAAUGUUCCACAGAAUCACCUCAACGUACAAGCUAAUAGUCGAGAGCAACGAUCUCACUCUGCUGGACGAAUACUACGAGCAGAUGACGAGCGAUAUGUGCGACAUGCUGGACAUCAUAAACGCCGAGUGGGAGUACAUUCCCAAGGCGCACUGCCUCACGGAGUCGGAGUCGUGCAUAAACAUCAAUCACUUUGGAAAAAGACUAGAGCAACUGUCGUCCCUGCGACCGCUCCUGGAACAUGUGGACAACUGGAUGUACGCGUAUUGGAAGCUGAGCAACUGCCUCAUUUAUAUGGGGAUGGAAACGGCCCGUCGUCUCCACCCCCAUGAGGGCCCGAGACUAAUUAAAAAGGAUAGUUUCACCAUCCACAUGGAGAGCUUUGAUCUGGACUACCAGCGCAGUCUCCGAUUCGAGUCCGCCGACUCGAUGCACACGCUCUCGUUUUCGCGGAAUCUUCUUCGCGAACUGCGUCGGCGACUGCGACACAACGAAGUUCUGAUUUCUGUGCGCAGUCAUAAGAUCAGCCAGUACUGGUGGUACCCGAAGAAGCGAUCGCGAACCCAGGAACUGGUCGUAAAUGCGUUUACGACCAGUUCAAUGUUCCUACCGUCCGCACCGCUGUUGGAACCGCUCAAGUUCUUCGCGAGGCUAGAGAAUACCCCGAAGAUCGACAUCGCCGAACGGGACAGGCGAAGUGAACUCUUUGGCGGACCCGAGGAGGAGGCCUAUGCCGUUAUUCACGAUAAUGUUUACACCCCGUUCGAGGUUCGAAUGUACCGCACCGAAAUCUAUGCCAAGUCAGUGCUGAAGGUGACAUUUAUCCGAGCACAGAUAGACUACGACGUGCUGAUCCGUAUGACGAACGUACCCAAGUUGGAGGACAUGGACGUGCACGGCGCCAUGUGUCGAGUGAAGUACGGCAUUGAGCAGAGAACCAAUUUUCUACUGAGAAAUCGCUGCGGUGAAGCGCGCUCGGCGUUUAUUUAUCUCCGUGCAGCCAAUCCAUCUGAGCCGUGGGAUACCUUUGAUCAGAACGGAGCCUACUUCUCGUUCGCCACCGAGAUCCACAUCUGCCGAGCCUGGAACUCCUCGGGCACCGAGCAUAGCUGGCAGAAAAUAUCCUGCAUGCCCGAUAUGAUCAAAAGCACCAACUCGGGUGUGCACUGCAGCUGCAAUGUCAUUGGCGACUUUGAUGUGGAUGCCAUGCCCAUAAUCACCGUGCCCGUGAACAUCAAAUGCCACCUGGAUCGGCCAGUGGCGAGACGGCACUACGAUAUGCUUAUCGUGUACGUGCUCAUAACCGUGCUGACUGUAAUAUACAUAAUUCAUCACAUGAAGAAAAUACGUCAUUGGGACAGGCAGCUGUGUGUUGUAGACUACUAUACGAGAGCGCUGUACUACCGUGGCGACAUCGUCCUCCGUCUCACCUUCGGUGGACGACUCAAUGCCGGCUCGUCGGGCAAUAUCAUAGUUUCAUUGAAGUCAUCCCAGGGGACUGUGCAAAUGAUCGUCUACCAAGACCCAAUCUGCAAAUCAUUCCUGCGAAACAGCACAGUAUCGUUCCGUAUUCAGCGUGAGCUCGUCCAGGUGCCCGCUGAGAUCGCGAUCGGCCAUGACGACUCUGGGAUAUACCCGCACUUCUUUUGUCGGACCGUUGUCCUUACCGAUAUGCACACCGGACAGACACAGACCUUCCUCAUUCAUAAAUGGCUGAGGGGUGCCCCGAACACCUCCAGAUACAUAUCAGCUCCGGUAUUUUACUUCGCGAAAACCACCGAAAAAGAGGUAUACCCUUGGCGCGCACGUUUCGCCCAUAUACUGGAAAUUUGCAUGGGAGGCUGGUAUCUGUUUCAACCAAUCAUCGGUCCCUGGCGCAUCGGAACGCACUGUUCUUCGUUUUGUCGCUGGGAGCGCAGUUGCAUUUUUAUAGUCAAGCUAUUUGUCACGAUUUGCAUUGUUGUUCAGUACUUCGGGCCAUCCUAUGUGUCCCUGUCCUGCGACCCGAGUCCGAAGAAAUACCACGACUUGUCUUCAGUAUUCUGGGUAGCCUUGAUAUGUUUUAUAACCACUGCUUUCGUACAAGCAGCUAUGGAAAAGACUAUCCUAUUAAUUGGAUACUAUGAUCAUAUUUAG
Molecule: messenger RNA, 3723 nt
Organism: Drosophila persimilis
Lineage: Eukaryota; Metazoa; Arthropoda; Insecta; Diptera; Drosophilidae
Exons: 3
Coding region: 1-3723 (1240 amino acids)
Molecular function (GO): protein binding
Source: RefSeq, a predicted model, not a curated record